AUGUCUACGCGUCCUACGACACCGGCCUCUCCGAAGAAUGCCAAAGUCAAGUCACCGGUUCCUGGAAUACCAAUGUUUGGGUGUGAACAUGUCCAACUUCUACUGUCCCAGGGUCAAGAAGUCAUGAAUAGCUCCAUUGCACAUUACAAAAUGAUACUCCGUGGUAUCUUCGACUCGACCCCGAUUGUCCCUCAGACAUCAACGAACCAGGAAGGUCGACCAAUUACAUCAUUGACAUCGAACUAUCUCUGCCUCCAGUGUCCAACUACUGUCACUGAAGAAGACCGUCUUAGACAUGGAACAAAAAAAUCUCACAGGUUCUAUGUGGAUUCCCGAAGCGGAUCUCUGUAUUGCCAGAUAUGUGAUGACCUCGUGUGGGACCCGACGUUAGAAGAACUUCGUGUGCGCAAGAUCGGGACAGGUUCAUUCUCAGACUUUUACGCUCUGGAGAACACCAACGGGUACACUGCCGCAAACAUACUAUCAGGCUUCUGGAUAUCGGAGAAAAAGGCAUUUGAAAAUCUUGUCACUACGAGGGAGCAAGAUGCUCAUGAGUUUUUCCAGUUUCUGGCAGAGGAACUUCAUGAGCGCAAUGGUGACGGAAAGAGACCAGAGAUUGGUUCCGAGCAUAGUUGCAACUGUAUCAUUCAUCAAACAUUUUAUGGUAAGAUGCAGACGACAACAACUUGCCAGAACUGCAAAGGCACCACAAACACAGUACAGUCUUUCUUAGAUCUCAGCUUGGGCUUGGACACUUUGAUGCAGCGAAAGGCCAAGAAAACUGGACAAAAAGCACCAGUUUUGACAUUGAAUGAUUGUCUAGAUGAGGAAUAUGUCAAAUUUGACAAAUGCGAGUAUAGGUGUCACAGCUGCUCAUCCACUCAACAAGCAAAGAGAUAUACAAGCAUCAAACGACUACCCAACGUCCUUUCGAUACAGCUUAAGCGUUUUGAAUACAAGCAAGGCAGACAUGAUCGAGCCGCAUCCAAGAUCGACCACACGGUUCAGUUUCCGUUGCAACUGAACAUGCUGCCUUAUACGAACAGAGGUCGCAGCCGGGAUAACCGCGAAACCUUGGAGUUGGAGAGAUCAUGUAUGUAUGAUCUCUUGAGUGUUAUAGUGCACGUCGGAGAAAUCGAGACUGGUCAUUAUGUAUCGUACUGUCGUGUCGGCGAUCAGACUGCCAACGGCAAAUCCCGUAUGUAA
Metarhizium acridum CQMa 102 is the source of this 1206-nucleotide messenger RNA. The record is from RefSeq and is a predicted model, not a curated record. NCBI's taxonomy places the organism in Eukaryota, Fungi, Ascomycota, Sordariomycetes, Hypocreales, Clavicipitaceae.